AUGCCCCUCCCGCGGCUCCUUCUGUGCGUGUCCGUGUCCGUGUGCGCGUUCCCGCCGGGAUCCUCCGCGAAGCCCACGGAGCGCAAGGAGCGGGUGCACCAGGAGGCGCCGCUGAGCGCGCGGGCGCACGACGACGCCAAGAGCUUCGACUACGACCACGACGCCUUCCUGGGCGCCGACGAGGCCAAGAGCUUCGAGCAGCUCACGCCGGAGGAGAGCAAGGAGCGCCUGGGAAUGAUUGUAGCUAAGAUAGACACGGAUAAGGAUGGGUUUGUGACGGAGGGGGAGCUCAAAGCCUGGAUUAAGAAGGCCCAGAAGAAAUACGUGUAUGACAGUGUUGAGCGGCAGUGGCAGGACUUUGACCUGAACCGAGACGGCCUGGUGUCCUGGGAUGAGUACAGAAACGUGACAUAUGGCACUUACCUCGCCCCCCCCCGAAACGCGGCGGCCACAGGCCUCAACUACCGGCAGAUGAUGGUGCGGGACGAGCGGCGCUUCCGGCGCGCCGACGCGGACGGGGACCUGGCGGCCACCAAGGAGGAGUUCACGGCCUUCCUGCACCCCGAGGAGUACGAGCACAUGAAGGACAUCGUGGUGCAGGAGACCAUGGAGGACAUCGACAAGAACGGGGACGGCUUCAUCGACCUGGAGGAGUACAUCGGUGACAUGUACAGCCACGACGGCGACACGGACGAGCCCGAGUGGGUGAAGACGGAGCGGGAGCAGUUUGUGGAAUUCCGGGAUAAGAACCGGGACGGCAAAAUGGACCAGGAGGAGACCAAGGACUGGAUCCUGCCCACGGAUUACGACCACGCCGAGGCCGAGGCCCGGCACCUGGUCUACGAGUCCGACCAGGACAAG
Tinamus guttatus (white-throated tinamou) is the source of this 861-nucleotide messenger RNA. The record is from RefSeq and is a predicted model, not a curated record. NCBI's taxonomy places the organism in Eukaryota, Metazoa, Chordata, Aves, Tinamiformes, Tinamidae.